AUGGCCUCAGCAGCAGCGCCUCUAGCGGUGCCCAAGGAGGAGGAGCCUUCUGGCGCCGAACCCAGCGCAAGUGAAGCUCCCGCAGACUUGCUGUACGACAAAUGCGCGCAGAAGUCGCAGGGAACAGUCUUCUUCCAACGCGAUCUCUCCAACAUGCAGGUCGCGGAGACUAUGGCGGAGUUGACUAUGCUCCUGCAAGAGCUGUGCGACCGUCAUCUUAUGAAGCUGAUGACAUUCGACGGUGAACCGUGUUGGAAGCUGCGAUCCAGAUCAGAGGCAGAAAAGCUGCGACGAUUGACGCCCGAUGAACGCCUCCUCUACCACCACAUCGAUCAGGUCCAGGCUGAAGGCAUCUGGUCGAAAGCCUUACGCGCGCGAACGAACGUCACACAACAAGUCCUGACAAAAUGCCUGAAAAGUUUGGAGUCCAAGGACCUGGUGCAGUCUGUUAUGAGCGUCAAAUUUCCGAAUCGAAAAAUGUAUCUGUUGAAGCAUCUACGACCAUCGGAGGAUAUUGCGGGUGGACCAUGGCAGUCUGAAGGCGACUUUGACACAGCCCUCAUCGAAACUAUUUCAGGAGUCAUCGCGCAACACGUGGAGAACGAGACAUGCAUCAAGGUGCCUGCGAACUGGAACGACUACGGGCAACACGACAGGACAGCUGAGAUUGCGGAGAAGAAAGCGCAGGUGCAGGGUGUCCGAGAUAUCGAAGACGCACCGGCUGUAAAACCAUACAAGCCACCGAGAGACCCAAACUCUUCCACGAUAGUACACAAGAACAACCCGCAAUACCCGACUGCAGCAUCCGAAGCCGAGUGGCUCAAUGCAAGGGAGAUUCUGCGGGGCAAGAUAGUCCGAGAAGACGACAUGGAGCAGUUGUUGGAGAUGAUGGUACUUGACGGGCGGCUGGAGAAGAUAUCAGGCACAAGCUACCGGACAGUCUUGACUACGAGCGAAACUAAAGUUUUCAACGGCUUUGUCGACGCGCCUUGUGGCAAUUGCCCCGUCUUCGAUCUCUGCGGCGACGAGGGGGAGAUUUCGGCGAGGACGUGUGUGUACUUUGGGCAGUGGUUGGAGACGCAGUCGGAGGAGGUCUGA
This is a messenger RNA of Dothidotthia symphoricarpi CBS 119687, 1098 nucleotides long. Its product is annotated as RNA polymerase Rpc34. NCBI's taxonomy places the organism in Eukaryota, Fungi, Ascomycota, Dothideomycetes, Pleosporales, Dothidotthiaceae. The transcript has 2 exons. Gene Ontology annotation, biological process: transcription by RNA polymerase III. Gene Ontology annotation, cellular component: RNA polymerase III complex. The record is from RefSeq and is a predicted model, not a curated record. The coding region runs from base 1 to 1098 and encodes 365 amino acids.